AUGGAAAAUAUAAUUUUUACUUCAUCAACUACUUCACAGCCAAACACACUUCAAAAACUCCUUCAAUAUAUAAUCCAUAGUCGUCAAGAAUGGUGGGUUUAUUCCAUCUUCUGGAAAGCAUCCAAAGAUGUCAAUAACCAUCUUAUCUUCUCUUGGGGCGAUGGCCAUUUUCGUGGAACUAAAGACACAGCUUCCGCGAAAACAGGCCAUGGCCAGUAUCAUCAGCAUCAGAAGAAAUUUGGCUUUGAUGUAAUUGAUGAUACUAAUAAUGAUAAUGUUACAGAUUCAGAGUGGUUUUAUAUGUUAUCUAUGCCACAGUGUUUCGUGGCUGAGGAUGAACUAGUAGUACGAGCUUAUACCUCGGCUAGCUCACACGUGUGGCUGGCUAGUUAUUAUGAAUUGCAGCUUUAUAAUUGCGAGAGAGCUAAAGAAGCUGAUUUGCAUGGAAUUCGUACGAUUGUGUGUAUUGCUACUCCUAGUGGUGUUGUUGAAUUGGGUUCUUCUGAUGUUAUUCAAGAAAAUUGGGAAUUUGUUCAGCUCAUUAGGUCUCUAUUUGGAUCAAACAAUAACGUGAAUACGACUUCUCAUCCGCCCAUCAAUCAAGUAACAUCGGGAGAUCACCAGAAGGUUGGAAAACGUGGAUCACCUUGGCAAGAAUCAGAUGUUAUAAAGCAAGAAAUGGUUAUAGGAAACCUAAUAUCAGAUUCUGGCAAUUCCGAUUUCGAGAGCGAGUCCUCACCUAUCAACAAUGUUGUCAAUCGGUCACGAAAGCGGGGAAAGAAGGGUGAUUCAAGCAGUACAUUAAUAACAAGUCGAGAAACAACGAUGGAAAUUCACGUGGAGGCCGAGAGAAAAAGAAGGGAAAAAUUGAACCAUCGAUUCUAUGCUCUACGAAGCGUUGUUCCGUAUGUGUCCAAAAUGGACAAAGCUUCAUUGCUAGCAGACGCAGUUACUUAUAUCAAUGAGCUCAAAUCUAAAAUCGAAGAUCUAGAAUCCAAAUUAAUCGAGCCCCAGAAAAAACCUAUAAUUAUGGAGCAACACGAUUCUUAUAGUGUGUCUUCUGUUGUAACUGAUCGAGCUAACAAUAAUAAGUCAUUAUUUUCGAGCAGCUUUAACGGGGCACAAAAUGGGAUGGAAAUUGAGGUGAAAAUUAUAGGAUCGGAAGCCAUGAUUAGGGUUCAGUCUUUGGAUGUGAAUCAUCCGUGUGCGAGAUUGAUGAACGUGAUGAAAGAGCUGGAGUUUCAGAUUUACCAUGCAAGUGUUUCCAGUGUUAAAGACUUGAUGCUUCAAGAUAUCGUGAUUAGGGUUCCUGAUGAGUUAUCAAAUGAAGCAGCCCUAAAAUCCACCAUAGUGACAAUAUUAAGUGUUGCUGAGAAUUAGUAGUAAGCAUAUAUUACUGCAUACUGACUUGCUAUCUAUAGUAUACCUAUGAUUAUCCGUGUAAUUCAAUAAUCAGGGACUCGUGUUAAUUCCUUGAUUCGUGUGUUUUCGUAUUUUCAUUUCCCUAGCUAGUAGUUGUGGAUGUAAUAUAGAUCAUAUGCAGUAAGUUCAUUAAUUAAGGGAACUUCUUUAUGCAGGAUAUAUAUAU
Lycium ferocissimum is the source of this 1588-nucleotide messenger RNA. RefSeq names its product transcription factor MYC2-like. The transcript has 2 exons. Gene Ontology annotation, cellular component: nucleus. Lineage: Eukaryota; Viridiplantae; Streptophyta; Magnoliopsida; Solanales; Solanaceae. Gene Ontology annotation, molecular function: DNA-binding transcription factor activity; transcription cis-regulatory region binding; protein dimerization activity. The coding region runs from base 1 to 1380 and encodes 459 amino acids. The record is from RefSeq and is a predicted model, not a curated record. Gene Ontology annotation, biological process: regulation of DNA-templated transcription.